CGGACCCUCGUCCAUAAGAUUCAAAGGAUCAAUGAGAUUGGAGAGGAGAAGGUUCGCCUACAGACAAGUGCUCUGAUACCACAUGAAAGCAGGAAACUCGGAAACUACACUCAAUGGCGCCCAAUGCGCCAGAUAAGCAGAUUACUCUACCCAGAACUUUGAAAACCAGCUGGAACUGGGAACUCAGCACGAAAUUGAAAUCAGAAAGAAGAUUUUUCUUGAAGCGAGUCGAUUGAGGAGGGAGAGCGUCUUACCUCCCCUUGCACCCGCACAGGAUCGAGACAGCGUGGGUGGAGCGUCAAUUCGCGCAAUGGACCAGAUUACCCUACCCAAGAUUUUCAAAGGCAGCAGGAGCAGCGCGUCCUACCUUCCCCUUGCGCCCGCCGUGCCAAGAAAAACAGCUAUGCUGUAUGCUGUUGCGCUUCUGGCUGGUCGACGAGCAAAAACACGAAAGGCAGGAACGAGACGAGAGGACGAGCGAGAGCGGGCAGUGGCGCGAGUCGAGCCCGAUCGGGAGGACACACUGCGGGAAUUCUUUACGCAAGAUGUAACCCGAGUGUUGUGGCUGGGCGGGGUGCUCUACAUAUCGCAUCGUCUUCAGACGUGAAGACAAUGUGAUAUAUAGACCAGCAGUCAUCGAGGGUUUCGUUCCAAAUGACAUCAACUUCCUACUCUCAAAAUGGGACGAUACGACAAUGAAAGUCGUCAAGGCCCAAGAUUGUGUCGUAUCUUUCCUCGCGUUUCCAUCGUGGACCUCCUUGUGGGAGCGCACAUUGCUUGGACGUUUCUACAUGGCAGUCAGAUGUUUUUGAUGGGCUCAGGUUCGAUAUGGAAUCGUGUACGGAGCUCCGCCCUGUUUACUACAUCUGGCAAUGUUGGUGACCACAAAACUACGAACUGUGAACAGGGAUUUCUCGCGAUCUUGAAGUGUAUAAUAUGCAUGGUCCCAAAGUAAGCCCGCUUGAUGCACAAAAUUGAUGACGGCACGUCAAAGCAGUACGCCAAGGAACAAGAGGUGGAUAUGAAUUUGGAGAUCGACAGCCCUUUCAACCGUGCCAGGUGCGUCGAUUAGGAUCGUUUGAAAACCCAGAUAGAGUUGAACCAUCAUCCUAUUGUGAGAGUCGGAAGAUGAUGUCUUCUCGAACGAAAUCCUCAAUGAAACUACAAUCCGGGCUCAGUUUCGUCUCCAUGUUUAACGCGCAUCAUAAUCUUUCCUUUUCUUGUGACCUUGCUUCUGCUUAUCCCUGCAGAUAGUGAUCGUGCACAAGAUCUCAAUAUUGAGUAAGGAAUGUAACAAACUAACCUUUUUAGAAGAAAUCUAAGCUCGCAGAGUUUUUUCCCUCGCAAGAUUUGUGUCUUCAAUUCCUUGAAGUCGACCUCGUACGGUAGUCUGAACGAGAACUGGUACUGGUACUGCGGCAUCGGUCGAAUAUUUUCAGGAGUUGGCAUCGGUAUCUCGCAAAGCACGCAGAUGACACUUUCAGCCGCGGAUCGGUUGCCGA
Marchantia polymorpha subsp. ruderalis is the source of this 1502-nucleotide messenger RNA. Lineage: Eukaryota; Viridiplantae; Streptophyta; Marchantiopsida; Marchantiales; Marchantiaceae. The record is from the annotation of a GenBank genome assembly.